AAGUGGGCAGGUUAGAAUUGUUAACAAGAAAUCAAAAUUCUUUGUAUCUAACCGAUUAUCCUUUCUUAAUUUUCAAAGUGAGUUCUUCUGGGUCAUCACUAAGUUUUUUCAAGUGAGGCUUUUCGGGUUAGAAUUCUUGUUCAAUGGAAGAAUUGGUUGGACCUCGUUUGUAUAGCUGCUAUAAAUGUCGAAAUCAUGUUUCACUUCACGACGAUAUAAUCUCUAAGGCAUUUCAGGGAAGAAAUGGCCGAGCCUUUUUGUUUUCUCAUGCUAUGAACAUUGUUUUGGGGCCGAAAGAAGAUAGACAUCUCACUACUGGACUUCACACAGUUGCUGAUGUCUCCUGUGGAGAUUGCCAUGAGAUGCUGGGAUGGAAGUAUGAGCGAGCUUAUGAGGCAACACAGAAGUACAAGGAAGGGAAGUUCAUACUUGAGAAGUCAAAAAUUGUUAAGGAGAACUGGUAGUGUCGGUAAGAGUCUGUUUUCAGCUCAUCCCAUUGUCAUGUAAGCUUGUCAAUUCCUCCUAAUUUUCAUUUUGUACAGAAAAUCCUUGUCCCAUUGAAGAAAUUGUCAUUAUAUCAAUCCGCUGAUUUGAUAUCUGCCAUGUUUGAAAGUUUAUGUAUCUUCAUUUUCUUGGUUAAUAAAAUCGUGCCAUUAGUCGUGUUCUCCAUUCCCUAUUGUGUUAUCUUCUGAUUUGAUGCUUUAAUGCUUUA
This is a messenger RNA of Ilex paraguariensis (yerba mate), 712 nucleotides long. The record is from the annotation of a GenBank genome assembly. NCBI's taxonomy places the organism in Eukaryota, Viridiplantae, Streptophyta, Magnoliopsida, Aquifoliales, Aquifoliaceae.